AACAGGAGGUAAUAUAACCUAGUGAUGCACAGACUACACCUCAUGAAAAUUGAAAAAAGAAAAAGAAGAAAAAAAAAAACACACAGCCCUGCCAGCUGACUGGUAUACGGGACCUUUAAUGCAGCUGCAGCUCUUCAUUCAGAUGCUGAGUGGAGCAGAGGAGACCAGAGGAGGGACGCCUUUCACGAGGGGCAACCAGAUAAGCUCGGUUCUAAUCGCGUUUUUUCAAAAGACCACUUUGAUCCAUAGGGAUUUUUCCCCCUUUUAUUGCUUAUAAUAUUCAGCCGGGGAAGCGCCGUCCUGGAUACAGACUGAGCGGAUUGCGGCAAUCAAAGCGUCCUGAAUGAUCGGAGCUCGGCAGCAGCAGCAGCAGCAGCAGCAGCAGCAUCACAUUGUAUGAAAUGCGUCACCGCGAUCCGGUUUUCCCAUUCACACACAUCGGCUCUCCACUCACGGACUGUUUCCCGCACUGACUAUUUCCUCAGGUAACCACAUGCGCGGGCCGGUGUCUCCGCGCUGAGCCCGGAGAGCACGAAGGGUACUGGGGUCAGAGAGACAAGAGUGCCCGGGGGGAAACGGUGGACCGGAUGACAGCCAGAACCGGAACCGAGGCCUCGGGGCUGUCGGUGCCGCCGCACCGCUGUCACGGGGAGGGCUUCCCGGCCAGCAACGGCACCUGCGCGGAGCAGCUCAGCCUCCUCGCGCCCUUCUCCUCCACCCUCGCGCUCCUCGUGCUGGUGGCCGUGCUCGUGGGGAUCGUCCUCGUUUCCCUGGCAACCUUCCACUUCCACAAGAGGAAGCUCCGGAACAGGAAGAUCCAGCGCGCGCAGGAGGAAUACGAGCGCGACAGUCGCAGCCCGGCGCGCGCCGGUGCGAGCGGGGAGCCCGUGAGGCCGUGCGUCAUCGUGCGACCCGUGCGCUGCGAGGAGAAGCUCUCGUGCCAGCAGCAGGGCGCGCAGAGCGUGGACGUGGAGGCGGAGGACGAGCACGAGACGGUUCCUCUUGACUGUUAACUUCAGGGAACGAGACUGUGGAAUAAACAGGAAAAGCAAUAAGGCACAAAGAACCCCCCCUCCACCCCACCCCCCACCCAAAAAAAAGAAACACACAUCUCUGCUGCUUGUAGGUGAUUUAGAAACAAAAAAAAAAAAAACACGCAGAAUACUGAGCAGAAUAAGCCUAGAGGUUAACACUAGAUCCACGGUGACACGCAGGUUAGCUGCGUGGCCACGUCCGUAUAGUAUUUAGCCACUUCCAUAUGGGACUCUGUAAAGUAUUUGCCUGCUUUGACUUUUUGGACCUCUCCCUCUUCCCCAGCCUUGUUCAAACCUCAAAGAUGAUUAAACUUUAACUCCUUCGUGGGAUGUGACACACACACACACAUAUGCACACACACACACAUAUACACGCACACACACAAACAUGGGCUGUGUUAAAUUAAUUAAAAGCUGGUGACACAACACAGUCCACAAUGGCUCGCUGAUCUUCCUUGGCAUGUCCUCUGACACAUACCAGUAUGUAGUUAGACUAUAAUGGAUGUUGUGGUGCUGUUAGGCAGUGCAAAGCUGCACAUAGGCUGGCUUAUUUGUUUGCAUAGUAUUUUUUCCUUCAAUUAAGUGACUUAGCAUAUUUGCAUAAAGUACUGUCCUCCAAUGUCUGUUAGACAUCUGUAGGUAUAGCUCUAGUUAGCCUUGACAAGAUGCAAGACCUUUUUGCUGUAGUUAUGCACUUAAGAGUUUUUCCUUUAAAGUGUCAGAUAGUACGUUUUAGCGCUAAUACAGUAUUUUCUUUCUUGAGUAUUUAUAAUGUAUUCUCUGACAUGUAAUAAAUGAAAUAUUCUUCCAAACAGAGGCUUUCAGAUGGAGCCGGUCCUUUUUUUCCGAUCCUUCCUAUUGUAUCAUAGUGGGCCUAAUUGAUAUUCUGUGUCAUUUAUGAAUUGAAUUCACUGUAAAUGUAUGCCAUUAUGAGAGCUGGAAUGUUUUGCAGUAACCUCAUCUUUCUGGAGUUCAUAUAAUCUGCCUUAUCAAAGGAAAACAUGUAAUAUUCAAAGUUUAUAAAUAAAUGCGUAAUACAGAAA
Mugil cephalus (flathead mullet) is the source of this 2077-nucleotide messenger RNA. RefSeq lists its product as uncharacterized. NCBI's taxonomy places the organism in Eukaryota, Metazoa, Chordata, Actinopteri, Mugiliformes, Mugilidae. The transcript has 2 exons. The record is from RefSeq and is a predicted model, not a curated record. The coding region runs from base 588 to 1013 and encodes 141 amino acids.